Molecule: messenger RNA, 1479 nt
Organism: Alternaria atra
Lineage: Eukaryota; Fungi; Ascomycota; Dothideomycetes; Pleosporales; Pleosporaceae
Exons: 1
Coding region: 1-1479 (492 amino acids)
Biological process (GO): vitamin K biosynthetic process; menaquinone biosynthetic process
Molecular function (GO): prenyltransferase activity
Source: RefSeq, a predicted model, not a curated record
AUGCACGAUCCGCAAGACCUUGACUUUGUCGGGUCGAUCCGAGCCUUGAUCGCUCUCGGGAGAAUACCGCUCGCGUGCGAAGUGCCCCUCUCCACCCUCCUCGGCUGUGUGCUCGCCUCGCAGAUCUUCUCCUCCUCGACAUCUUCGAGCAACAGCAUCUUCAGCGGCUUGAACGGAUGGGCGACUCUACAGUGCAUAUUGGUAACGUGGGGGACCAACAUCGCUAUCAACUACGGGAACGAGUGGUCCGACUAUGCCCUCGAUACGCCAGGUCAACAGGAGAGUAUCAGGCGGGACGUCAACUUGCGCGAGGCGCUCGCUAAGAAGGCCAAAGGAGAGGCGGGAGGAGAGACGGGAGGGGAGGAUCUCGAGGAAGCUGCGAAACAGGCAAAUUCGAAGCUUUAUGGAAAUACCACGAGGAUCAUUCAUGAUGGGACGUUCCCACCGUGGACGGCGCUCGCUUGCUGUGCGGUCUGGCAGGCUGCGCUCGUAGCUCUCAUCAUCUUCUCGCGUGCAGCGGACCCCGCCCUCUCUGGCGCAUCGUUGGGAAAUGGAGCAAGAACACCCUUCCGCGGUUUGGCGCUCCACCUCGGCAUCAUAUGCACGAUCCUCUCGCACUCGUACGUCGGGCCUCCGCUGCGCCUGCACUACAACGGCUUCGGCGAACUCGUCUCUGCGCUGUUCCUCUCGCCCGUCGCUGUCCUUUUCGGCCUUGUCGGCCACUACACAGCCUCAACAGGCCGCCCAGUCGCGUGGUCCGACCUCUUCACGUCGAACUUGCCCACUCCCUCAGGCUUCACGCUGGACAAGUCGCUCUGGCUCCUCUUUGGCGCGUUGUACUUCUACGAACAAGCGAGGAUCUUCGUCAUGCACAUACACGACAUUGGCACCGACAUCGCCGGUGGGAAACGGACGUUCGUCUCGCGCAUAGGGCACCGGCGGGCCAAGGACCUCUAUGCGGUGUUCAACGUGCUGUCUGUCACGUUAUUUGGGCUGCUAGCGCGCACGCUUUCAGGCGAGAGCUACGGCGAUCGCAAAAGUUUGAUAGGGCGGGCAGGCGGGAAGAUGCUCCGGCUCCGAGCGCGUUCGAGUGCCGGACAAGUAUGGAUAGGCGGCCUGGUCGUGCUGCUGAGCUGCGCUCUGCCUGUGAUUUUCGCGACGUAUCGCGUGCUCGUAGCAGAGAUCCCACAGGCCACUGCUCCUUCGGCGGACGUGCCGGACGCUCUGCCCGAUGCGAGCCUCAAGCACGGCUUGACGGAUACUGCCGAGCCGGCCCUGCGAAGCUUCCAUGGCCGCCCAGUCCCGGACGGUGGGAAGGUCUAUGAGCCAAGUCGGAAAGCAGGAGGAAUAUCCAUGGGAGACUGUAUCAAGUUGGUCUCGCUGCAGACGAUGGCGACGCCGGCGGUAUUGACCAUAACGGCGUUGUUGGCGGCGUACGUCGGGCAGCGGGCGGAGAAGAUGGACGCGUAUCUGCACUAG